GCGAUGAUAAAGAAGUUGAAAGUGUUGGUAACUUAUCUCAAUCAUCAUUAACUCCUCCAAGACAACUUUCACCAGUCUUAAGAACAAGAAUUGUAUCUCAACUUUUAUCAUCACCUCCAAGACAACAGUCACCAACUCGAAUUGGGCCUCAAAAAAAAACUGAUGCUCAAAAUAACUCUGUCUCCUCAAAUCAACUUUCGAUUAAUCCAAUACUUAUAUCUUCAAGAAUGUCAUUAACUUCAAAAUCGAAUUUACUUAGUCAAUUCAAUCCCAAUAGAAUUACAGCUCUAUCACUAUUUAAUGAAAUGUCAAUUUAUCAACUUGCAAACAAUAUGAACUUAUCAAUGCAAACUUCAGCUACAGAUGGCACACAAUUUAUGUCUUCUAACUCUAUGAUAUUAUCCCAAUACAACAAACAAAUACUGUG
Molecule: messenger RNA, 427 nt
Organism: Racocetra persica
Lineage: Eukaryota; Fungi; Glomeromycota; Glomeromycetes; Diversisporales; Gigasporaceae
Source: the annotation of a GenBank genome assembly